Messenger RNA from Camellia sinensis, 1413 nucleotides. Lineage: Eukaryota; Viridiplantae; Streptophyta; Magnoliopsida; Ericales; Theaceae. The record is from RefSeq and is a predicted model, not a curated record.
UUACAUUCACUCACUCAUUUACACACACACAACGACAACUACUGUUUCUCUCACUCACUUGACUUUCUUCAAUUCAACCCCCUCUCGCCGGAACCCUAUGGCCGGAGUUCUGAACUUCGCUCCAUCUCCGAUUUUCCAGCAAUUUCCGACUCGAAGAAUACCCAAGACCAGAGUUUCAAUCAGGUCAUCUUCAGAAUUCUCCGAAACGCCUCCGAAUUCCGCUUCAGUGAGCACCAAAGAACAACCCAAUUUAGGGUUUUCGCCUCCACCCAACUUCAAACCUCCGCAGCCGAAGCCCUUCUCGGUUAGACCUGAUAAAAUUCGUGACAUCUUGGGAGCUGCUCUUGCUCUGUUUUUUCGCCUUGGAACUGGUGUUUUUGCCUCUGGGUAUUCAGUAUCUUUUGUGGCAAAGAAUGAGGUUCCAUCUGACAAGUAUGCGCUUGAAAUUGCUGGUUUCAAGGUGAAAGAGACUUCAAAAUUAGGUCCUCGCCCUGAGAAGCCUAUAGAGAUAUAUGAGUUUGAAAGCUGCCCAUUUUGUCGGAAGGUCAGGGAAAUUGUUGCGGUGUUGGAUCUUGAUGUCCUGUAUUAUCCUUGCCCAAAAAAUGGUCCAAAUUUCCGUCAAAAAGUUGCUCAGAUGGGUGGAAAGAAGCAGUUCCCUUACAUGGUUGAUCCAAACACAGGAGUUGCAAUGUAUGAAUCAGAUGACAUAAUUAAAUAUUUGGUUGGGAAAUAUGGUGAUGGAAAUGUCCCUAUCAUGUUGUCACUUGGUCUACUAACGACUUUGACUGAAGGAUUUGCCAUGAUUGGUCGCAUGGGAAAGGGGGGUUCUUUUACUCCAUCAAAACUGCCACCUGAACCUCUUGAAAUAUGGGCAUAUGAGGGUUCCCCAUUUUGCAAAGUUGUACGUGAAGUACUUGUAGAGUUAGAGCUGCCACACUUACUUCAUAGUUGUGCUCGUGGCAGCCCAAAACGACAGAUACUAUAUGAGAAAACUGGACAUUUCCAGGUACCUUAUUUAGAAGAUCCAAAUACCGGAGUGCAAAUGUUUGAGAGUGCAGAGAUAGCUGAAUAUUUAAGAGCAACUUAUGCUCUUUAAGAGCAAAAGUUUCCAAUGUCUUUUGAGGAUUAGAGAUGUGAACCUGUGAGGUGGCAACAUGUGGCACGCGGAGCACGUGGAACAUUGGUGAUUGUAGAGGUGGUACCAAUCCAUUGGUAAGUGGACAACGUGUUAGCAGGGGAAAGUUGUAUUUGUCUUCAGAAUUGGACAAUGAUGGGGUGUUUGGUGUGGAUUAUAGGAGUGAUUAUAAUUUAUUUUAAUUUAAAAAUUUGUGUUAGACUGUUUGAUGUAACUUCUGUUUACAGUUUUUUAGCAAAAUAGCUUAAAUAAACUAAAAAAAGUUGAUUAUUUAGAAA